UUCCAUCGCCACACCGAUAUAAUGGAAAAACCCUAACCCUAUAUAUUCUGCAAUUCCAUACCCCAACACCCCUAUAAAAGCAAAACCCUAACCCUAGAUUUCACUUCUCUGGACAAGUCGUAGCAGUUGCGGUCGCCAAGAGUAAUCAACCAUGGGUAAGGUUCAUGGAUCUCUAGCUCGUGCCGGAAAAGUGAGAGGACAAACGCCGAAGGUGGCGAAGCAGGACAAGAAGAAGAAGCCCAGGGGAAGGGCUCACAAAAGGAUGCAGUACAACAGGCGUUUCGUCACAACUGUUGUUGGAUUUGGGAAGAAGAGAGGACCCAACUCGUCGGAGAAGUGAUCGCCAUGUUUGGAGUUCUUAGAAGUAGGAGGAUGUUUUUAAAUUUUAAGUGAGCUGAAGCCUUGAGCCUUUUUUUUUUUUUUGGAUAUUUUUCUGUUGGCAAACUUUGUCUGCUUGUUCUUGUUUAUCUUUUUUAAUGUAAUCUUCAAAAGGAGCAUUGCUUAAGAUUACUGAUACUUCUUUGGUUA
Macadamia integrifolia is the source of this 528-nucleotide messenger RNA. Its product is annotated as 40S ribosomal protein S30. Bases 152 to 340 code for a protein of 62 amino acids. Gene Ontology annotation, molecular function: structural constituent of ribosome. Gene Ontology annotation, biological process: translation. The record is from RefSeq and is a predicted model, not a curated record. Gene Ontology annotation, cellular component: ribosome; cytosolic small ribosomal subunit. The transcript has 3 exons. Lineage: Eukaryota; Viridiplantae; Streptophyta; Magnoliopsida; Proteales; Proteaceae.